Molecule: messenger RNA, 1901 nt
Organism: Punica granatum (pomegranate)
Lineage: Eukaryota; Viridiplantae; Streptophyta; Magnoliopsida; Myrtales; Lythraceae
Source: RefSeq, a predicted model, not a curated record
AUUUUGGAUCCUUCAAAAGAAUGAUUCCUCCCAAGUAAAGAUGGACCCAUAGAAAGGUUUCCGAUCUUUUAGUUCCGGCGUUCACCGAUUCACCGUUCUGCUCGAACUUCAUGAGCUCCGACGAAACCCAACCGCACAUUCGACACCCAAACCCUAAUCAAGUUCCCUCCCGCACUUCAAAAUCCAGACUUUCCUUUUUCUUUUUCUCGUCCAUCCUCGUCCUCCUGCUGGCAGUCUCCCUUGGCUUAGCAUCAAGAACCCAUUUCUUCAAAGCCCAUCUCCUGACAAGAUUUCAGCAAAUCCUCCGGCGGCUCCUCCCCCUUAAACCUCGACAGAACCCUCAUUCCGAUGGCACGAACCUCUCGGCCGACCCCUCUCACUGUGUGCUGUGGAUGGCUCCGUUCCUCUCCGGCGGCGGUUACAGCUCAGAGGCUUGGUCGUACGUCCUGUCCAUUCACAAUCACCUGAGAAUCAAGAAAAGCCCCAAAUUCAAACUGGGUAUUGAGCAGCAUGGAGAUCUUGAAUCCAUAGAGUUCUGGGAGGGAUUGCCUGUGGAGAUCAGGAACUUAGCCCUGGAGCUCCACCGGACCCAAUGUGCGCCUGACAGGACCAUUUUGGUGUGUCACAGCGAGCCCGGCGCUUGGUAUCCUCCCCUCUUCCAGACCCUGCCCUGUCCCCCAUAUGGGUACGGGCAUUACCGGUACGUGAUUGGUCGGACUAUGUUCGAGUCCGACCGGGUGGGUCUGGAGCACGCCAGGAGGUGCAACCGGAUGGAUUACGUGUGGGUUCCAACCGAUUUCCAUGUCCGGACAUUCGUUUCGAGCGGCGUGGACCCGGCAAAGGUUGUUAAGAUCAUGCAGCCUAUAGAUGUCGAGUUCUUCGACCCCGAAAAGUACUGGCCGAUGGAUCUUUCUUCUCUAGGAGAUUUAGUACUAGGCGAGAGGUCGAAAGCCCAGGAUUUGAAUGGGAGAAUGGAGUUUGUUUUCUUGAGUGUCUUCAAAUGGGAGUUCAGGAAAGGCUGGGAUGUAUUAUUAAGUGCGUACUUGAGAGAAUUCGAUGGUGCUGAUGGUGUCUCUUUGUACUUGUUGACAAACCCUUACCACUCUGAUCGGAACUUUGGUAACAAGAUUGUUGAGUUUGUCGACAAUUCUAAUAUGGAGAAGCCGAGGAACGGGUGGGCCCCAAUAUAUGUGAUUGGAACCCAUGUUCCGCAGUCCGACCUUCCGAGGAUUUACAAGGCGGCUGAUGCCUUUGUGCUCCCGUCGAGAGGGGAAGGAUGGGGGAGGCCACUCGUGGAGGCAAUGUCUAUGUCCCUGCCUUUGAUCGCCACGAACUGGUCGGGUCCCACAGAGUACUUGACCGAGGAAAACUCAUACCCGCUGCCUGUGGAAAGGAUGGUGGAGGUGGUGGAGGGGCCGUUUAAGGGCCACCUAUGGGCUGAGCCCUCUGUGGACGAGCUUCGGAGACUCAUGAAGCACUUGGUCAGUAGCCCUGAGGAACGUAAGAACAGAGGAAGGCAGGCGCGGAGGGAUAUGAUCAGAAGGUUCUCUCCUGGCAUCGUAGCCGAGAUUGUCAGUGAAGAGAUCGAGAAAUUGUUGGAAGGAAGGGAAUGAAUAGGGCUACAGAUAUGUUACUUCAUCUCUUGGACCAUCAGAAAAUCAGCCUCAGGACCGUUUUCCCACCUACACUGUUUGAUCUUGGGUUGGAUUUGGUUCGCGCGGUCUUAAUCUUGUAAAGUGGUUUUGUUGAUUGUUUUGUAUCAGCAUGGGUAGGUUUUCUGGUCGCUAUAAAGGGCAAGAUGUUCCAGUGAUUGUGCCGAUCGCAUACUGAUACAUCGGACAUUUCUCAGAAAGUAAUCUAAAGCUUCUGUCUGGUUAUGAGUGGAAGAAUUUUUUUCUCGA